Molecule: messenger RNA, 3460 nt
Organism: Didymodactylos carnosus
Lineage: Eukaryota; Metazoa; Rotifera; Eurotatoria; Philodinida; Philodinidae
Source: the annotation of a GenBank genome assembly
CCCCCCCCCCUGUUACAAGACUCCUCUCGAACUCAUAACACAAAAAAAACCACGUUAGAAGACCCCUUCUUUUAUCGAUUUUUUCAUCUAAAAUAUGUUGAUUUUGAGGUUCAAUCAAACACUAAUUUUUGCGUUCGCCUUUUCCCUCAGCUGUUCCCAGGUCGUAUUCACCAGAUCGGAUCCUGCCGGAUCCUUUUAAUUCCGACGAUUUCAUGAGAUCGGACGCCCGACCGGAUCCGGAGAUCGGAAUCUGCUCAAUUCCUUCGCGUUCUGACAUUUUUUUUGGAGGAUCCGGAACCAGGCGGAUCCGUUAAUUUCCAGUGACCGGAAAUCGACGGAUCGUGUGAUGUGCACUUUAUUUUUUUUUUCUUUCCAGUGCGGAUAAUAUAUUCACGGUUUUGUUUCAAGACAGGAGCACUUUAAAUACGACACUGCAGAAAAUAAAAAAUGAGAAGUUGUUCUUCUCAAAUGCUUAACAAUGUGAGUCAUCGCUCACACUGUUCAACGGACGUGUUAUACACGUCCUAGCUAGCGGGCUCCUCCACUCUCUCGAAUGAACAGAGAGAAGAACCACUAGAAAAUGAAAGAAAACAUUUAAGACUAUUUUUAACCUUAAAACUGGUCACAUUCUGCCAAAUCGAGCGAAAUCCGAUUCAUCGAUCGGAAAGUCCCAAAAGAUGUCGGAUCCGGUCGGAUCUUUUCCAACACCUUCCGGCACGAAUGCCGAGCAACGGAUUUUCGGCAUGAUCCGGUAUGGUUGCUGUCGAAUUUUACCGAAUUCCACCAACUUCCGGCAUGUUCCGAUGUUGGAUCCGGUAGGAUCCUGACGCCAGAAUGGACGACCUGGGUUAGAGUGAAUAUACAGCUACUAGACAAAAAGAAGUGUGUGCGUACACAGCUUUGUACAUAGUGGACACUCUCGAUCAAGCGAUUCCAGCUUAAAAUCGGCUUUUUUUAGGAACGCUUUAGAAGACCCCCUUCAAAGUUAUGAGCGCUAGGACGCGAUAUAAGACCCGGAUCCUCUAUUGUGUCCAUCCGUUUAUUAUAAUGACAUCAGGUCUAUAUCUCAAUAAUUCUGUACAGUUUUUAAAGUCUAGGCGCAUAUGAAAUAAAGUAUUUGCUUAUUUUUCUAUCCACUAUCACUAACUACCUUUUUUUUAUAAGGAAUGGGUUGUCAGGGAUUGUUAUGGAACGUAGGUGACUAUUAUCGAGACCGAGAUAUCCACAAUGUUUUUUAUCUUCAAAAUUCUGCUUUACAAUUUUUACAAGGAAUGUAUGUAUUAAAGAUAACGGAUAGCCAUAAUGAGCUCGAAUUUCAGCAAAUUAAUAUUCACCCCAAUAAUCCAAUAAAAUUGUUGGUUGUCCAGGUACUUUAAUACCUUUUUCACCGUAACUGAAUUUUGCAUUUUCACCAACCCUUAUUGAAUGAUUUUUUAAACCGGCUCUAAAUGCACUGAUCCUAUAAUACACAUAAAAUAUAUCUCAAUCUAGGGGAUUAGUUGCUUUCACAUAGAUAUAACAAAAAGUCCGUCAAAAUUUAAGACUCUGCAGUUACUGAAGUUAUCUUGUAGAGGCAUGCAUGAUUUUUUAUCCAGAAUGGUUUUCUCGUCUGUAAUAAUGACCAACAAACGCUUUACAACCACUUUUUUCUGCACUAGGCUUGUUUCGCUCUGUUGUUGAAUUAAUUUAUUUUCGUAUCCUUGACCCAAAAAGACUGAGUGCAGUUUUUGCUUUUUUAUUUUUCAGUUCUACUAAUACAGAAAAAAUCAUUAAUUCAAAAGAAAUGUGUAGAGAUAGAGAUACAUGUAUUAAAGUGUCUAUUACAUCAAAAAAUUUCUUUACUAUAAACUAAACAUAUUCGUCUCAUUUCAUAAAGAGCAUGACCUGUUCUUUGUUUUCUACAGUAAUUUUAUAUAUCAGACGGAAGAGUAGAAAAACAGAUCAUAGUAUCACUGUUCGAAAGUGCUAAACUGUCCGUAUAACCUUCCGUUUUCUUUCGUUUUUCAUCCUUCGUCCGACAGAUAUAUAAUCCAAUGAUACGUCACGAUUAAUACAUGAGAAAAUAAUCGAAAUGCAGAAACAAAUGUCUUUUUUUACAGAAGAGUGCGCUUCUUACUUAAAAACCAUUUUUCACAUCUAUAAAAACUCUCUCUAUUUAGAACAACUCUUUUAAGAAAGGAAAAAUCGAACAUUUCACCGACUAUUCCGGAAACGACUCUUCCUUGAAUGUGCGAAAAAACAUUCAACGCGAAAAAGUGUCAGCGAACGAGUGUCAGCGAAAAAAACUUAAAACGCUUUUGACUCGACUAUAUGUCUGAAACCAGUUAAUCAAACAAAUUAGUUUUAUCUAUCGGUCUGCAGGUCGUAGGAAACUAUCUUGUGGACUCACUCUUGUGCCUUGUCUCCGUAGCUUUUCAAAGUUCGAAGUUCUUCUAGGUGAAGGUUAACGGAAGAGAUGAUUGCGGAAAAGGUUGAUGAAAUGUCCGUGUCAAAAAUUCGACUAAUUGCGUCAAGUGGAAGGUUUUAUAUUUUAUUUUCUUGCCUAUAAAAUACACUAUGUUGUCUAAAAGGAGUUUUCUCCAUAAUUAAGUUACUAACGAAUUUGAAAGACUCCAUAUAGUUCGAGUUGAAGGUCGAGUGAGUUUUAAGUUGACUUUAACUUUGUAGUGUGUUUGUUCUUGCUGCUUUAAAAGUUUGUCCAAGUUUUCGAGAAAAUGAUACCGAUUCAUUCACAUAUUCAAGAUGAAUUUCGCUUCCUCUAAUGGGCUUAAUCUGUUCACCCGUUUUUUCAUCUUUAUGUUUAAUUUCAAUAUCUUUAUCAACUCUUUUAACUUUAAACAAAUUUCCCGGUAGUAUUAAAAUUUCUUUUUCUUGCGGAUACUUUGAUAUGUCGUCUACUCCAAAUAUGGUUUUUGAUCGUUUUUUAAUAUCGAAAAUAUACAAUACAGGUUUUCUGUCUGUCGGUUUAUUCUUCUCAUGUUGUUUGUCUAAUUUAUCUUGUAUAAAUUUAAGUGUUACAUUAAUACUCAUUGUUAUUGAUGUAAAAGAUUUCCAGUUAUUAGAUCCAGUGGUAUUCGCUUAUAACACUGGCAUUCAUUCGUCCACGAAGUUCUCACCAUAUGAGCUACAAUUUGGGAGAAAACCGUGUUUGCCAACCGAUCCACCGCCAAUACAAUUAAAUUUACCAAAUCUAUCCGAUUACUAUGCUCAGUUGAAUAAAUCCCUUAAAUUAUAUCAAUUAUAUUCAAGUGAAAAUAUGAUCAAACAACAAAAUCUUUCUGCUAUAAGAUACAAUAAAAAUAGAAAAGAUAAACAUUAUAAUAUAGGGGAUUAUGUUUUAACAAGGAUCCAAGGGAAUCGUUUGAAAUUGGAUCCACGAUUUCAUCCUACUCCAAUGAUUAUAAUUAAAGCAAAACAUCCAACAUAUAUUGUAAAAGAUCCAGAAACAAAUCAAACAUGA